This is a messenger RNA of Mya arenaria, 1213 nucleotides long. RefSeq lists its product as uncharacterized. The coding region runs from base 152 to 931 and encodes 259 amino acids. The transcript has 4 exons. NCBI's taxonomy places the organism in Eukaryota, Metazoa, Mollusca, Bivalvia, Myida, Myidae. The record is from RefSeq and is a predicted model, not a curated record.
AUCGAUUAAAGUGUAUGUUUGUGCGGGGUGUAUGCUUUCGUUAAAACGUAAAGAGAAUAAUUUAAACCAUUUUAGAUCUUGAAUAUUUCAGUCAAACAUUAAAAGAAAAUCGCUUGCCAAAUUAUAUAAGCUAUUACUGGCUAAAUCUACCAUGGCUUCUUCUAAAACCAACGAUCUUCUCCACUGCUCAAUAUGUCUUGAAAAGUUUCAACAGCCAAGAGCGUUGCCUUGUCUUCACACAUUUUGUCACCUUUGCCUGCAAGAGUUCAUUGACACAAGUGCCAGGAAAGGGAACCUUUCCUCGGGUUUCGAAUGUCCGGUUUGCCGCCGUGAAACUCUUCCUGAUGUGAAAGGGGGUCAAGAUCGAGGUCAUCAUGAACAAUGGGCUCAAUUGUUUCCAAUUAAUCACUUAAUCAUGACCUUACUUGAUGAAUAUAAAGGACCUUCAACAGAAGUCUAUGAUAAACAUCGGCCACUGGGUAAAUCUGACAAAUCGUCUACAGUACCAGGCUUUGUCAAAGACUCGGAACCAAUCAAGAACAUACCAGGAGGACACGAGCCACCGCAUAAAGAGGAGACACCGAUUCAUACUACAAAAGCACCGGAUGAACCAGCAAAUAAUGUCCAUAUGCCUCCACCACCUCACCACUUUGGACCACACCAUCCACCUCCGGGUGACUACCCACCACCUGAGGAUCACAUUUGGCCGCCUUUUCAUCCUCCGAGGGGAAGGAUGAGGCCUCAUCCGCCGCAACAUAGUGGGUGUGGUCGAGGUCACCAUCCCCACCCCCAUGAGCACUUGGGGUCUCAUCAUGGACCUCCCCACCCUCCCCCACACCACGGACCAAGACACCACCAUCCACAUGGACAUAGGGGCCACCGCGGUGGGCGUUGCCACGGUGGAAGAGGUAGAGGACGAGGAGAAUGGUGAAAUAACAUGGUAUAUCUUGUUGUCAUGAGUUUAUGUUGAUAUAAAUCUUCGUAUAUUAAUGAAGAUGUGAUUUUAUAAAGAAUUUAUGAUGAAAUAUGAAGUGUGAGUGUUUCAUUUUUAAACAAAUAAACUGCAAAAUAGCACGUGUUGAAGCUGCAUAGUGUUUGUCGUUAAUGGUAGAGUUUAGUCUUAAGUUUGUAUUAACUGUAUUUUGCAUAGCGGUAUUGCGCUGGCAUUUUGUUGUGUAGAAUUAUGUAUUAAAAACGCCAUAUGUACCUUGUA